Purpureocillium takamizusanense is the source of this 2184-nucleotide messenger RNA. RefSeq lists its product as uncharacterized. Bases 1181 to 2131 code for a protein of 316 amino acids. NCBI's taxonomy places the organism in Eukaryota, Fungi, Ascomycota, Sordariomycetes, Hypocreales, Ophiocordycipitaceae. The transcript has a single exon. The record is from RefSeq and is a predicted model, not a curated record. Gene Ontology annotation, molecular function: catalytic activity.
CAUUUUGACGCUGACGCAGGCCGGCGCGCACCUGAAAUCUGCGAUGGACCUCUGCCGGGCCAGGCAGCGAAAGGGACGCGCAGCCGCAUCAACCGCCACCAUUGAUGAAUUGAUUGGGUCCGUCGCCAAAAGGCUGUGGUACCGCCAAACAACAACCUCCAUCAGGGCCCGAGGCGGCGCAAAGGCACGAAGAACCAAACCGGACAUUUGAAACAUCACCGGCAGCAGCAGCACGUGGACGACAAUGGUGCUGCACUGCAUUUAAAGACAACCACCUCAGUCACUCACUGUAUGCUGCCAGUUCGUUCCCCUUUGAUGAGCGCCCUCUGGAGUCUGCACCCACCACUGCGAUACGGUUCGCCCUGCAUGGACAUGGCAUGGCCGUGCUCACGCCUGGAUGGCUGCUUGUCUUUGCGCCCUCCUCUCCCUGCAGGCACCCUCGCCGUUUCCGUCUCUCCGUCGUCGGGCAAGAAGCUCCAGCCGUGUGCGUGCAUACAGACUUCGGGUUGCUUGUAAGCGCCGCGGCAUUGACUCUAGCUAAGUAGUUGGUUGGCCCAUUCACGUGAAUAAAGAUACGAAGUAGAUCAGGUUAUGGUCCGUUGAUAUCAGUGACUGCCAGUCGACGCCGGUAUGUGAUGGCGAGCGCCCGGCACCCGACUCUGAUGGCUUUGUCUCCAACGUUGCCGCGCGUAGCAACGACGCUUGUCGUGAUGAUUUUCACCGCAGAGAGCCUCACUCAAGACAACAUUGGCCGUAGCGACCACGACCCGGCUUACAUGGAUAGCUGCGCCGUAUGCUGCAAACUCUGUCCGCCUGCGCAGACCAUGAGCUCUGCUUAUGACGAGUAAAGACGGCCACGCAGGUUGAGUCGCAACAACGGCAGCCAGCCCAGCCAUCGACGACGGGGUCUGUUCGACGGAACUCGGGUCAACCUUAGUACCUACUACAACAUGACUAGCGAAACGCGGGGUCGACAGCUUCAAAUGCGACGCCGGCAUCGACAGCCUAGGCUCUCCACUCUUAUUUAUUAGCCGCGGCCGACUUACACGGGGGGGGGGGGCCGCUGAUACAAGAAUCAUCAGGAACAACCCUCGACGACGACAUUCCCGUGAAUCGCAAAAUCACCGUUCGCCAUCGCCGCUAUCGCACGGCUACCUCGGAUCGUGAACGGCCGCCCACCAUGGCCGACACCGUGCUUGUGAGCAAGACCGAGGAGGGCAUCACCACCAUCACCAUCAACCGCCCGCACCGCCGAAACGCCGUCGACCCGCCCACGGCGAAGCUCCUCGCCGCCGCGUUUGCCAACUUUGACCGCGAUGAGAGCCAAAAGGUGUGCGUCCUGCACGGCGCCGGAGACACCUUUUGCGCCGGGUUCGACCUGCACGCGCUGUCCGAGGGACGAGCCGAGCAGCAGCCUUCACACCACAAACAGCCACCCACUGCUACUGCUUCCACCACCACCGGCAAAGGAGAGACAGCAGAGCCACUGCCGCCGCCCGUGUUCCAAGAGUACACGCCCGACGCAGACGCCCACCGGCGCGGCGACAACGCAGCGCCCAUGGGCCCCUCGCGGAUGCAAACCUCCAAGCCCAUCAUCGCGGCCGUCGCGGGCCACGCCGUGGCAGGCGGGCUCGAGCUCUCCCUGCUGGCGGACCUGCGCGUGGCCGACGAGGACGCCGUCUUCGGCGUCUUCUGCCGGCGCUGGGGCGUGCCGCUCAUCGACGGCGGCACGGUGCGCCUGCAGGCCGUCGUGGGCCUCGGCCGCGCCCUCGACAUGGUGCUGACGGGGCGGCCCGUGGGCGCGCCCGAGGCCCUGCACUCGGGGCUCGUGAAUCGCGUCGUCCCCCGCGGCGAGGCCCUGCGCGAGGCCGUGGCGCUGGCGAGGCAGCUGCUGCGCUUCCCCCAGCGGUGCAUGCGCGUCGACCGCGCGAGCUGCUACUACGCGGCGUACGGCGCGCGCGAUUUCGAGGACGCGAUGCGCUUCGAGUUCGAACACGGCGUGCAGGUCGUGGCCGAGGAGAGCGUCGACGGCGCGGCCAGGUUCAGCCGCGGGGCCGGCCGGCAUGGCGACUUUGGCGGCGGCGGUGACGGCGGCGGCGAAGGCGGCGACGGGGCGAAGUCCAAGAUGUGAUGAUGACUGACGGGGUAGGGCGGCGUCGAGGUCGAGGUCGAGGUCAUGUCGUG